CUCAAGGGGUACAGGCGCUUCGCGGGAAAAGGGAACAAACGAUCUAUCCACGGGAUCAUUCCUUUUCUUUCUGUAUCUUAAAAGUUCCCCAGGUAGGAGGUACAGAGGGGAUACAGCCGGUGAUGACCACUCGUCUACAACCAAGGGAAUAUAUAUUCUCAGGUCUAGAUGUUGUGAAUUUGAGAUAGGAUUCAUAUAUGGAUGAUAUAUAUAAGAACAUAGCCCCUCUCCCACUUUCUUCACAAUUAGAAUGUGUAACUGCCUUCACUUCGGCACAUCUAAUACCACAGUACAUAUUUAGACCUACCUACUGUGCCCUUAAGCUAGCUUUCCCCUGUCUCCUCCUAUUCAUCGUCAAGCGGUCUCCUAAGCUGGGCACCUACCUGCUGGAAACAAUAUACAUACUCCACCACUCGAUCAACUAAAACUACCACCAAACCCAAAACACAAAAAGAAAUAGCAAGAAGGAAAAAAAAAAAAAUGUGCAAAUACACCUCCCACGAACAAUACGCUACCUGUGCCCACACCAUCCCCUGCCACCUCAAAUACGACAUAAUCUACUGCCACGCCCCCAACGGUAUCCCCCUCCCAAUCCACACCAUCACAAAACUGCUCACGGAGCCCGGCUUCCACCCCUCGCGCUGCUGCGACAUAGACGCGUGGCAUGGCACAGUGCUGAAGCUCCGGGGGCUGUGUCCAGCGUGCGAGGAGGAGGCGAAGCUGCGCGCAAGACCGGUGGUAGAGAGCACGGGGGAUAGGCAGGGGUAUGCAGAGAUGCCGAAUCUAGUGUGGCAGUUUGAGUGUGGGCAUUCGAAGACGUGGGUGCAGGCGGCGAGUUUGCAGAAGUGUUUUGUGUAUAAGGGGAAGGAUGGUGAUAAGAAGAAGAAGAAGAAUAAGGUUGAUAUAGGAGCGGAUGUUCAUAUUGAUCCGGGGGAUUUACGGAUUGCGGAGUUUUGGGAGACGGAGUAUGAGUUUUCGGAGGAGGAGGCGGGGAAGAUCCAGUUUGAACAAUAUAGGGAUGAGGGACUUUGCGGGAAGUGUGUUAAUGAGGAAUCACAAAAGGAGGGAGAAGAGAGAGAGAGAGGCAAGGGGAAGAAGCGGUGGCGGAAAUCGGGAGGGCUGCUCGGGCGGUGGAAGGGGUGGAUGAAAAAUACUUUUCAGGAGAAGCGAGAGAGCUGAAUAAGAGGGGAGUGAGAAUGCGAAGGGUUUCGUCUCCCUUUUAAUUGAUUUUAAUAUCUUAUUUUUUGGAAGAUUGGGUAAUUGGAUAAUGUUUUUAUAUCUGGUCUGGUAGAUUUGCAAGUUGGAUAUUGCAUGGAUGAGGGUAGAAGUGCAUGUAGCUAAUGCACAUCUGAGAAUGCAGAGGUACGCAUAUUCUGCAGCAAACGAGAACAGAAUAUAUUCAUAUGCAACAAAUAUGCAAUAUAGAGCUAUAGAUCGAGAAACAGGAGCCAGGUUCAUGAUUUCAG
Messenger RNA from Blastomyces gilchristii SLH14081, 1466 nucleotides. RefSeq lists its product as uncharacterized. Lineage: Eukaryota; Fungi; Ascomycota; Eurotiomycetes; Onygenales; Ajellomycetaceae. The transcript has a single exon. The record is from RefSeq and is a predicted model, not a curated record. Bases 481 to 1179 code for a protein of 232 amino acids.